Molecule: messenger RNA, 5675 nt
Organism: Drosophila ficusphila
Lineage: Eukaryota; Metazoa; Arthropoda; Insecta; Diptera; Drosophilidae
Gene: Duox
Product: dual oxidase
Exons: 11
Coding region: 596-5200 (1534 amino acids)
Biological process (GO): response to oxidative stress
Molecular function (GO): heme binding; calcium ion binding; peroxidase activity
Source: RefSeq, a predicted model, not a curated record
UGGCCGCUGCGGACGUGUGUUGGAGCCCACGCCGCCCGUUUCGAUCCGUGUGUGCUGGUGAGCGAGCGCCGACGAGAGUGAAUGUGAAACGCUGAAACGUGUCGCGCAUGCGCCGCGUCCACUUCGUCUUCUUCACCGUUAUCGUGGCUGUGUGUGCGGGUCUUUGUGGUUGUCGCCAUGCGAAAUUGCUCAAAUUGUUUGGAAAAUAGUGCAAAAACCCGAUAAACAUAAAACACCCACCACUGGACAUCAUUGGAUAUUUUUUGUGGAUCUUUUUUUUGAGCUUGCCGUCUCUUUUGCUCGCCCACAAACAAACGAUUCACCCUCUCUGUCACUUGCUCAGUAUGUGUGUGUUGUGCAAUAAUUGGAAACCAUGGGAUCUCAACUGAGUGAAAAUCAAAGUGUGAACCAAAUGUGAUGAAACUCAAAGUAAUGCAAAUUAAGCCCAUGCCCUCAACGUCAAUCCUCGCCCCAAGUGAUAGUUUGCUUAAUUAAUUUAACAAUACAAACGCGUCGUAAUCGACCGAUAUUCGAGCAGCACAAUAGCGAAAAAACGAAUAAAAUACAUAGUACAUAAAAAUUGUUUGCAAUCAAUAUGAGUGUUCCAAGUGCGCCCCCUCAGAGGGCAGCAAGCGAAAAGCGAAACCCAUGUCCCGGCCGAAAACACAAGCUCCGGCACCAAUUGCCCGGGGCAACUUGUGGAGGAGCCCUGCUGCUGCUGCUACUGAUUAGCCUCGGUCUGGAUCUGGGCUCCGUGCAUUGUUAUGAGAAAAUGUACAGCCAGACGGAGAAGCAGCGCUACGAUGGCUGGUACAAUAACUUGGCCCAUCCCGACUGGGGAUCCGUGGAUAGCCACCUGGUGCGCAAGGCACCGCCCUCCUAUUCCGACGGGGUCUACGCGAUGGCCGGGGCCAACCGGCCCUCGACCCGACGACUCAGCCGGCUCUUCAUGCGGGGAAAGGACGGACUGGGAUCGAAGUUCAACCGGACGGCGCUGCUGGCCUUCUUCGGCCAGCUGGUGGCCAACGAGAUCGUGAUGGCCUCCGAGUCCGGCUGCCCCAUCGAGAUGCACCGCAUCGAGAUCGAGAAGUGCGACGAGAUGUAUGACCGGGAGUGCCGCGGCGACAAGUACAUCCCCUUCCACAGGGCGGCCUACGAUCGGGACACCGGGCAGAGCCCCAAUGCGCCAAGGGAACAGAUAAACCAAAUGACUGCUUGGAUUGACGGCAGUUUCAUUUACAGCACCUCCGAGGCCUGGCUGAACGCCAUGCGCUCCUUCCACAACGGCACCCUGCUCACCCAGAAGGACGGCAAGCUCCCAGUGCGGAACACCAUGCGCGUCCCGCUCUUCAACAACCCGGUGCCGAGUGUCAUGAAGAUGCUCAGUCCCGAGCGGCUCUUUCUCCUUGGCGAUCCGCGCACCAACCAGAAUCCCGCCAUCCUCUCCUUCGCCAUCCUCUUCCUGCGCUGGCACAACACUCUGGCCCAAAGAAUCAAGCGAACGCAUCCGGAUUGGAGUGACGAGGACAUCUACCAGCGGGCUCGUCACACGGUGAUUGCCAGUCUGCAGAACGUGAUUGUCUACGAGUACCUGCCCGCCUUCCUGGGAACCUCUCUUCCGCCUUACGAAGGCUACAAGCAGGACAUACAUCCUGGCAUUGGACACAUCUUCCAGGCGGCGGCCUUCCGCUUUGGCCACACAAUGAUUCCGCCGGGAAUUUACAGGCGAGAUGGCCAGUGCAACUUCAAGGAAACCCCAAUGGGAUAUCCGGCAGUCAGACUGUGCUCCACUUGGUGGGAUUCCAGCGGGUUCUUUGCGGACACCAGCGUGGAGGAGGUUCUCAUGGGUCUCGCUUCGCAAAUUUCCGAACGUGAGGAUCCUGUUCUUUGCUCAGAUGUGAGGGACAAGCUGUUCGGACCCAUGGAGUUUACGCGCCGUGAUCUGGGAGCACUUAAUAUAAUGCGGGGAAGGGAUAAUGGCUUGCCCGAUUACAAUACCGCCAGAGAGUCUUACGGUUUGAAGAGACACAAAACCUGGACGGAUAUCAAUCCUCCGCUUUUUGAAACGCAACCAGAGCUUUUGGAUAUGCUAAAGGAAGCCUACAACAACCAGUUGGAUGAUGUGGAUGUCUACGUGGGUGGAAUGUUGGAGUCCUACGGUCAGCCUGGGGAAUUCUUCACGGCGGUGAUAAAGGAGCAAUUUAUGCGCCUGCGCGACGCCGAUCGCUUUUGGUUCGAGAACGAGCGCAAUGGGAUAUUCACGCCCGAGGAGAUAGUGGAGCUGCGCAAGAUCACGCUGUGGGACAUCAUCGUGAACAGCACGGACAUCAACGAGGACGAGAUCCAGAAGGACGUGUUCAUGUGGCGCACCGGAGAUCCCUGUCCGCAGCCCAUGCAGCUGAAUGCCACGGAACUGGAGCCCUGCACUUAUCUGGAGGGCUACGACUACUUCUCCGGCUCGGAGCUGAUGUUCAUCUACGUGUGCGUCUUCCUGGGAUUCGUUCCCAUUUUGUGUGCCGGAGCUGGUUACUGUGUGGUCAAGUUGCAGAACAGCAAGCGGCGGCGGCUGAAGAUCCGCCAGGAGGCACUUAGGGCUCCGCAGCACAAGGGAUCCGUGGACAAGAUGCUCGCCAGGGAGUGGCUCCACGCCAAUCACAAGCGAUUGGUCACGGUGAAGUUUGGCCCGGAGGCAGCUAUCUACACGGUGGAUCGAAAGGGCGAAAAGCUAAGAACCUUCAGCCUGAAGCACGUGGACGUGGUCAGUGUGGAGGAGUCUGCCACCAAUCACAUCAAGAAGAAGCCGUACAUCCUGCUGCGAGUGCCCAGCGAUCACGACUUGGUUCUGGAGCUGGAAUCCUAUGGAGCGCGGAGGAAGUUCGUGAAGAAGCUGGAGGACUUCCUGCUGCUGCACAAGAAGGAGAUGACCCUGGUGGAGGUCAACAGGGACAUCAUGUUGGCGCGGGCGGAGACGCGGGAGCGGCGGCAGAAGCGCCUGGAGUACUUCUUCCGGGAGGCGUACGCUUUGACCUUUGGCCUGCGACCAGGAGAACGGAGGAGGCGGUCGGAUGCCUCCAGCGAUGGCGAGGUGAUGACCGUCAUGCGGACCAGCCUCUCCAAGGCGGAGUUCGCCGCGGCACUGGGAAUGAAGCCGAACGACAUGUUCGUGCGCAAGAUGUUCAACAUCGUGGACAAGGACCAGGACGGCAGGAUCAGCUUCCAGGAAUUCCUCGAGACCGUGGUGCUCUUCUCGCGCGGCAAGACCGACGACAAGCUGCGCAUCAUCUUCGACAUGUGCGACAAUGAUCGAAAUGGUGUGAUCGACAAGGGUGAGCUGAGCGAGAUGAUGCGAUCGCUGGUGGAGAUCGCGAGGACCACGAGUCUGGGCGACGACCAGGUCACCGAGCUGAUCGACGGCAUGUUCCAGGACGUGGGACUCGAGCACAAGAACCAUCUGACCUACCAGGACUUCAAGCUGAUGAUGAAGGAGUACAAGGGCGACUUCGUGGCCAUCGGACUGGACUGCAAGGGCGCCAAGCAGAACUUCCUGGACACCUCGACGAAUGUGGCCAGGAUGACCUCGUUCAACAUCGAACCCAUGCAGGACAAGCCCAGGCAUUGGUUGCUGGCCAAGUGGGAUGCCUACAUCACGUUCCUGGAGGAGAACAGGCAGAACAUCUUCUACCUGUUCCUGUUCUACGUGGUCACCAUUGUGCUCUUCGUGGAGCGCUUCAUCCACUACUCCUUCAUGGCGGAGCACACGGACCUGCGACACAUCAUGGGCGUGGGCAUCGCCAUAACCAGGGGCUCGGCCGCCUCGCUGUCCUUCUGCUACUCCCUGCUGCUGCUGACCAUGUCCAGGAACCUGAUCACCAAGCUCAAGGAGUUCCCCAUCCAGCAGUACAUUCCGCUGGACUCGCACAUCCAGUUCCACAAGAUCGCCGCCUGCACGGCGCUCUUCUUCUCGGUUCUGCACACGGUGGGUCACAUCGUCAACUUCUACCACGUGUCCACGCAGUCGCACGAGAACCUGCGAUGCCUGACCAGGGAGGUGCACUUCGCCUCCGACUACAAGCCGGACAUCACCUUCUGGCUGUUCCAAACGGUCACCGGCACCACGGGCGUCAUGCUGUUCAUCAUCAUGUGCAUCAUCUUCGUGUUCGCCCAUCCCACGAUCCGGAAGAAGGCCUACAACUUCUUUUGGAACAUGCACACCCUGUACAUCGGCCUGUACCUCCUGAGUUUGAUCCACGGCCUGGCCAGACUGACUGGACCUCCGCGCUUCUGGAUGUUCUUCCUGGGACCGGGAAUCGUGUACACCCUGGACAAGAUCGUCUCGCUGCGCACCAAGUACAUGGCCCUGGACGUGAUCGACACCGACCUGCUGCCCUCCGAUGUGAUCAAGAUCAAGUUCUACCGCCCGCCGAAUCUGAAGUAUCUUUCUGGCCAGUGGGUGCGGCUGUCCUGCACCGCCUUCCGCCCGCAUGAGAUGCACAGCUUCACGCUGACCUCGGCGCCGCACGAGAACUGCCUGAGCUGCCACAUCAAGGCGCAGGGGCCGUGGACCUGGAAGCUGCGCAACUACUUCGAUCCCUGCAACUACAACCCGGAGGACCAGCCCAAGAUCCGCAUCGAGGGUCCCUUCGGCGGUGGCAACCAGGACUGGUACAAGUUCGAGGUGGCCGUGAUGGUGGGCGGCGGCAUCGGGGUCACCCCGUACGCCUCCAUCCUGAACGAUUUGGUCUUCGGCACCAGCACCAACCGAUAUUCGGGCGUGGCCUGCAAGAAGGUGUACUUCCUGUGGAUCUGCCCGUCCCACAAGCACUUCGAGUGGUUCAUCGACGUGCUGCGCGAUGUGGAAAAGAAGGAUGUGACCAACGUCCUGGAGAUCCACAUAUUCAUCACGCAGUUCUUCCACAAGUUCGAUCUGCGAACGACAAUGCUGUACAUCUGUGAGAACCACUUCCAGCGUUUGUCGAAGACCUCAAUAUUCACCGGUCUCAAGGCGGUCAAUCAUUUUGGUCGUCCGGACAUGUCCAGCUUCUUGAAGUUUGUUCAAAAGAAGCACUCCUAUGUCUCCAAAAUAGGUGUCUUCUCCUGCGGUCCUCGUCCGCUGACCAAGAGCGUGAUGUCCGCCUGUGAUGAAGUGAACAAGACGCGCAAGUUGCCCUAUUUCAUUCACCAUUUCGAGAACUUUGGAUAGAGGAUAGCCGAGAUAAACCUGCCAGUUUUUUUCUGUCCCGAGCUUCGAUCUGCCUCCCAGUGUCCCUCUCAACGAAAUCUAAUUGUAGUCUUAAGGUUCAUUCAUUAGGUUAGGCGAAUUCGGUGGCUCAAACGUACUUAACUCGCCGUCCCUCAAUCGUAGGCUACUCGUACAAUCAUUAAUUAGUCAAGUUUCGUCUAGAGCAUUAUGAAAAUGUAUCCCAUUGUAACAAAAUCACUGCGACCACAGCAAGAACAACAAAAAGGCCUCUUCUUAUAUAUGUCUCAAGCCGUCAUUGACUGCGGUUUUGGUGGUAUCUGUGGAAAACUUUCUGUGCCGAAAUGCGUAACAAAGGAUUGUUCGACCUUGUUCGUCCCUACUAAGAAUUGAUGACAUGGUAAUCAGAAAUGGUAACCCAGAGUUCACAUAAUGAUUAAAACUGCAAAUAAUAAAGUUCAGGAAUCACUCCUCUUAA